AGAAAAGUGAAAUAAUCCUCGCCGGAGAGGUGUCUGGUUUUGAUUUUAGCCGGCGACGAAUGUGAAUGAAAGCUGAAGAAGAAUCAAAAGCUAAUAAGGGCAAUUUAAGGAAAACUUAAAGAGAUGGCGUUUAAGCCUUUUGGAAAAGAUGUAGGGCCGGCGAUGAGCUCCAAGCCAUCGCCGUUUACAACCUUCGGCACUUCUGCUCCAACGCAUCCCACAACCACCAGUGAUCCUCCAGUUCAGCCACUGGCGUCUCAAAACCGUUCACCCUACGCAGGACAAUCUUUUGGACCUGCUGGAAUUCAAAGUGGUCCUCCAAUUCAGCAAGCACCCCCUCCUUCGGCUUCUCAAAACCCUCCACCCUUUAUAGGGAAACCUUACCGACCAGGUGGGGUUCAAAGUAUUCCUCCAAUGAAUCGAACACCAACUCAUUCGGCUUUUCAAAAUCCCCCAGGACAAUCUUACCGACCUGGUGGAAUUCAAAGGAGCCCAGGACCUGCCAAUGGAAUACCAUGGGGUUCGGAAGCUUUUCCACGUCCAAGCCCCUCUGUGAGACCUUACAACUUUCCUGAAGUUCAGAGGCCUACUUUAUAUCCUCAAACUGGGCAUGAUGAAUCAAGGAAUUUCUUGAAGGAUCAUGGUGAACAUAGUGUAGCCACCACGCCUCCAGCUAGUACAUCACACACUCUUUCCAGAAGUGGAACUGAUGCUGUUGAGAUUGGCCGAUCACAAGAUUCGAAAAGGAAAAGUCGGUCAGAUCUUUUUCCUGAUCGGAGUAUGGGGUUUUCUCGACAAAAUCAAUCGCCUGUAUCUGGUUUUGAGGAUGGCAGCUUGCUAAAUGAUUUCCAGCAGCCUUCUAGCCAAACUUGGAUGCGCUCUCCCUCUUCUGUGGAGUAUAAUCCUGAGAGGUCGAGGAGCAAUCCCAGUCGGUUGAUUCAUCAAGAACAAACCCCAAGCCCUUCAUUUCCGUAUGCACAUGAAGUAGCUGAAAUUCAGGAAGCUACAAAAAGAAAGUCUUCGGCUAUAGCACCUUCCGAUAAACCUCUUCGAGACGACCCUGUGUUUUCUCAACAUGAUUUUCGAAGGUUUUCAACAUCUCCUCCUGCGUCAGGCACAAAGUCAUUUUUGCUUUCAAGAAGCUCAGAUUCUCAAUUUCCUGGGCAGCCCUCCUCUGUAAAUAAUUCUAAUAGUGCGAGUAAGACAAGCAAUUCACCUGCUACAAAAAGGACGAGAUCUCCGCCUUUAUAUCCAGUGGAAGAAGAUAUCCAGGGAAACUCUUUUCCUUCUCAAGAUUGUACUGAAGGAGAAGAGCAAGCCAGGGCAAAGAGACUGGCCCGCUUCAAGGGUGAACUGGAGCCUAUUGCAGCCAGACCUGUUGAUACUACUAAAUCAUCUGUAAAUAAAACUGUAAAGCCUCUGGACAACAAACAAACAUUCAAUUCACUGGAAUCAAGUAGGGAUGCCCUGAAGGUUGAUGCCUUGUCUGAUUAUGAAAGCUUGGAGCAGCCCUCUCUUAUCAUUGGAUUAUGCCCUGACAUGUGUCCCGAAUCAGAACGGGGGGAUCGUGAAAGGAAGGGUGACUUGGACCAUUAUGAGCGUGUGGAUGGAGAUAGGAACCAGACGAGCAAAUCCCUUGCUGUGAAGAAAUAUACCAGGACGGCGGAGCGAGAAGCAAUUUUGAUACGGCCAAUGCCUGUCCUUCAGAAUACAAUGGAAUAUUUGCUGAGUUUGCUUGACCAGCCUUACAAUGAAAACUUUCUUGGCAUGUACAAUUUCUUAUGGGAUAGGAUGAGAGCUAUUCGAAUGGAUCUAAGAAUGCAACAUAUUUUCAACCGAGAAGCUAUAACUCUGCUGGAGCAAAUGAUAAGACUUCACAUCAUUGCAAUGCAUGAAUUAUGUGAAUAUACCAAAGGAGAGGGCUUUUCAGAGGGGUUUGAUGCACAUCUGAAUAUUGAGCAGAUGAACAAGACAUCUGUUGAGUUGUUUCAAAUGUAUGAUGAUCACAGGAAGAAAGGAAUAGUUGUUCCUACAGAAAAAGAGUUCCGUGGCUACUAUGCUCUUCUCAAACUCGACAAGCAUCCUGGGUAUAAGGUUGAACCUUCAGAACUUUCUCUUGAUCUUGCAAACAUGACUCCAGAAAUAAGGCAAACUUCAGAAGUUCUCUUCGCCCGCAAUGUAGCCAGAGCUUGCAGAACUGGCAACUUCAUCACCUUCUUUCGCCUCGCACGAAUAGCAAGCUAUCUUCAAGCAUGUUUAAUGCAUGCUCAUUUUUCGAAGCUGAGAACUCAGGCACUUGCUUCUCUGCACUCGGCUCUGCAAAAUAAUCAGGGUCUCCCAGUUUCGGAUACGUCAAAGUGGAUAGGGAUGGAGGAAGAGGACAUAGAAGCCCUGUUGGAGUACCAUGGAUUUUCAAUUAAGGUGUUCGAAGAGCCAUACAUGGUAAAGGAUGACAUAUUUCUCCAUGCUGACAAGGAUUAUAAAACAAAAUGCUCUAAACUUGUUCACAUGAAAAAGUCAAGAACCAUAGUGGAAGAUGUUUCUGCUCCCUCGGUAGGGGAAGAUGUUUCUGUUCCAUCUCCGGUGUCAUCCUUGCCGAAGGAAGCAACAAAAGGAUAUCAACCACAUAUUACCGCCCAUAAACAUGAAAGGCCGCCUGCUCAAAGUCCUAAGAAACAAACAUCAGUGCGUCUAGUUAAUAAAGAAACGACCGACUCUAAGGCUUCCCUCUUACCGGAGGAUGACAAGCCAGUGAAGACAUCUGUUAUCAAUCCAGCAGUGGAUCAACAGAAACAAAUUCACCUUACGCCGGCUGGUGGAUUUCAUUCUCCCUUAAAGUUCUAUUCUCCUUUUGGUUCUCCUGGAUUUCCACUAGCUGAAUCAUCGAAUUUGAAGAAACAGCCUAGUGACGGCCACACUAGUAUAUCUCCUGGGGAAAUUAAAUUUCCAUGUGCUGGGCAUAUGCAAAUGAAUCUUGUGCCUGGACCAACUUUGCAACAAAGUUCGAAGACUAUGCCAGUGAAGAGUGUGCCUGUAACUACCAUUGUAGAGUCUCCGACGAGUGUAGACACCAUAAAUGCUAUGGAAGAAUCUGGACCCGAAGCUGCAAUGGUUAGUACCUUGGAAAAGGACUUCUAUGGCAUUGAACAGCAAGACGAGGAUGGGAAUGGGGUCAUCACAAAUCAGUAUGACGAGGAAGUGGCAAAGGCAAAACUCAAGUUGAUCAUAAGAUUAUGGAAGCGGUGGUCUUCACGUCAAAGUGAAUUGCGGGAGCGUCGACAGUUAGCUGCAGCUGCUGCACUGGAUUCACUAUCCUUGGGUACUCCUAUCCGAUUUAGCAAAACUAAUGAAUCGAGGGCAUGUGGUGAGUUUGACAUUGAUCAAGCCAUGAGGAGGAGAUUUGAAGAACAUGAAAAAUCAUGGUCAAGGCUGAAUAUUUCAGAUGUGAUAGCUGAUAUACUACUCGGAAGGAAUCCAGACUCAAAAUGCAUAUGCUGGAAGGUCAUCUUAUGUACUCAGAUUAAAUCAGUAAACUCAUCAAGUCACGAUACACAUUCAGCAGCUAGUCGAUGGUUAUUAUCAAAGCUUAUCCCUCACGCAGAACAUAGUGUCUCCGAUGAUAAUCCGCUGUUUUCAGCUCCCGGUGUGUCGGUAUGGAAGAAAUGGGCUGCAAGUGGGUCUGACUCGGAUUUCAAAUGCUGUCUCUCAAUAGCUAGGGAUGUGGAAGCUGAUAACGAUCUGUGUGAAACAACACGUGGUGCAAGUGCCGUUCUUUUCCUUGCAUCUAAAGGCCUCCCUCUGAAUCUCCAGAGAGAACAGCUUAACCGCAUUCUUGAAUCAGUACCUAACAGCUCGCUCCUUCCCCUUCUCGUAGUAAUCAGCUCGUGCAAUGGGGAAAGCACGGAUCCUGAUACCAAUCUUGUCUCUGAGCUAGGCCUCCAUGAUAUUGACAAAUCAAAGAUAGCAAGCUUCACCAUCGUUUCUAUUGCUAAUAAGUCCCAGAAGGGACAGGAAGUUCAUUUUUUCAGCGACUCACGGCUAAGGGAUGGGCUUAAAUGGCUUGCGGGCAAUUCACCUCUGCAACCAAAUCUUCAUCAUGUUAAACCGCGGGAACUUGUUCUGACCCAUUUCAGUUUUUCAUUGGAGUUACUUAAGCAGAUGCCAGAUCAGGAAGUUGGUCCUAACAUAUGCAUAUCAGCCUUCAACGACGCAUUGGAAACUUCACAAAGAAAUAUCACUUCUGCUGCUGAAGCAAAUCGGAUUGAUUGGCCUGGCCCUGAGACAAUGUUGCUCGAGGAUAGCAGAAAAGAACAUUCAAUGGUGAAGCGAUAUCUACCCAACCUGAACUGGAGCAGUGCAGAGAGCAUUAAACCACUCAAUUCUGUGCUAGAGAACUGUAAGCUUCCAUAUUUUGAAGAUGAUUUGACAUGGUUAACUCUAGGAUGUGCUUCUGGUGCUGAGGUAGAGAACCAUACGCAACGCCUCGAGGGAUGCUUAGUCGAGUACUUAACACAGACAAGCAAUCUUAUGGGAGUCUCAUUAGCCACCAAAGAAACAGGAGUGAUGCUGCAAAGAAACACUAGACUCGAACUCCAUAACUCAAGCUACUACCAUAUCAUCCCGAAAUGGAUCGGGAUCUUCCAGAGGAUCUUCAACUGGCGGAUAAUGGGAUUGCUCGAUUCGUCGUCUUCCUCGGCCUACGUACUGAAGUCCGAUCUCACUAUGUCAGCUUCAAGCUAUGCUGAUAAAUUCUUGUCUGAAGAUGCAUCGUACCCAUAUUCUCGUCCAAAUCGUCCAUUGCUUCACGAAAUGAUCCAAAUCAGCUGCAGUCCCUUCAAGUCGUCUCCUCCAUGUAAUCACAAAGUCCAGAGAGUUGUCGAACCGGUUGAGACAGAAAGGCCUAUCGAAGAUCAUAGAGACAUAGAUGAGUCGAUGUUGGAGAAGAGUAGAGAAGCUUCUAGAAGGAUUGAUAUGAUGAUAACUGAGGAAGAUGAGUUAGCUGAUGAAACCGAGAGAUCAUGGAGGAGCAAAGGUAAAGAAGCAGCGGAGAAGAAGACGAUGAACGAGAGAGAGAGUGAGAGAUUAGAUGAAUUGUUGGAGAGAUGUAACUUGGUACAGAAUAGCAUAGCCGAGAAGCUCUGCAUUUACUUUUGAAUUUCAUUAAGCCCUUUUUGUUAAUGUUGUAUUGUUGUUACAUUCCAGCUUAGUAGAGUUAGAGGGCAUUGACCUAAAGGCGCUGCUAUUGUAUGAUUACCGAAUGAUCAAAUAUGCAUACAUACACUUACUUGAGAAA
Messenger RNA from Eutrema salsugineum, 5293 nucleotides. Its product is annotated as SAC3 family protein B. Bases 124 to 5154 code for a protein of 1676 amino acids. Gene Ontology annotation, cellular component: transcription export complex 2; cytoplasm; nucleus. The record is from RefSeq and is a predicted model, not a curated record. The transcript is spliced from 19 exons. Lineage: Eukaryota; Viridiplantae; Streptophyta; Magnoliopsida; Brassicales; Brassicaceae. Gene Ontology annotation, biological process: mRNA export from nucleus.